Molecule: messenger RNA, 981 nt
Organism: Rhodotorula toruloides NP11
Lineage: Eukaryota; Fungi; Basidiomycota; Microbotryomycetes; Sporidiobolales; Sporidiobolaceae
Exons: 7
Coding region: 1-981 (326 amino acids)
Source: RefSeq, a predicted model, not a curated record
AUGGCGCCCGUGCUCAACUGCCACCCAGGCUCACUCAACGUCUUUGCACUCAAACUCAAGCCAACCGACACCGUCUCGUCCCUCAAGGCGCGCAUAGCGAGGAAACUCGCUGUGCCGGACGAGGGGAGCGAGAUCAGCAUCAAGUACCUCUGGUGCGACGUCUUCUACACCCUCGACGACGACGACGACUUCGAAGUGUUCCUCUCGCGCCACUCCCACUCGCCCGAAGUGACCCUCCUCCUCUCGUCCCCUCACAUCCCAACCAAGAACCCCUCGAUCGCGUCCCUCUCGUCCCUCCCUUCGUCCUCCUCUCCCGCCAAAGCCGACUCGUCAAGCCUGUAUUCAGAAGGCGGUCGAAGCGCGAUGUUGUAUGGCCGCCAAGACACGAGAGAGUUGAGGAACGGAACGAGCAUGCACCUCGUCGUCUCGUCCUCCUCCAACGCUCCCGAGUCGGUCAAGUCUGGACGGAGCGGGGGGAGCACGAUCGGACCCAAGAGCACGAAGAAGGGCGCCUCGGGAACGAAGUCGCUUGCCCCGAGUGUCCCGGAACACAAAAUCAAGUUCGAAGAGUUCCACAAUCAGCUUGGAGUCCGCACCUUCAUAGGCUCGAUCGGACCCGUCGAGAACGUACGGAUGAUGAUGAAAUCCGGCCACCGACACUGCUACAUGUCACGCACCUUCGCGCUCCAACACUCGUUCAUCCCCGCGGACGCCGCACCGGGGUUCUAUGGGUUUGGGGGGAUCACGGAUUUGGGGGUUUGGCCUAUCAAGGUCGGGACAAAGACGGUCGAACAACGUGUGAUGCUCGUCGAGAACUCGUAUUUCCCCGUCAUCCUCGGCCGGUCAUUCAUGGAACGCCGCGGCGUCCGUACCGACCCACUCGACCCGACGCGCGUAGUCUUCAUGGACACGAACGAGGUGGUGCCGACCGACCUUGUGGUUGUGAAGGAUAGGGAUGGGAGUGUGGUGCCUAUUAGUUGA